Molecule: messenger RNA, 1746 nt
Organism: Daphnia pulicaria
Lineage: Eukaryota; Metazoa; Arthropoda; Branchiopoda; Diplostraca; Daphniidae
Product: 1-phosphatidylinositol 4,5-bisphosphate phosphodiesterase gamma-2-like
Exons: 1
Coding region: 1-1746 (581 amino acids)
Biological process (GO): intracellular signal transduction; lipid metabolic process
Molecular function (GO): phosphatidylinositol-4,5-bisphosphate phospholipase C activity
Source: RefSeq, a predicted model, not a curated record
AUGAUCAUUCUAACUGCCUGCACCUUUACUGCAAAACUCUUUACGCAAAUGUUGCAGUUCUUUUGGCCACUGAAACAGGAACAAAACGCAGCAGUACGUCUUCAACCAGAAGAAGAAACCCUAAACUCAAAGACAAAGAUUUUUCAGCCCGUCCUCGACGAGUUGCAGACAGCAGCAGUAGAUUUACGGGAAAUUGAGGAAAUCGCAAAGAAUACAUUGUCGCUAAAAGCUGAAUUAGACGAGACAAUUCAUUUCGACGACUCAGAAAUGCCCGACGAACUUCAAAUUUCAAACACGGAAGAGGAGCGAGAUGAGCAAGUAGAUAAGAUGGACCCAUACUUCGACCAUCCCAUUUCCCACUACUACAUCAAGGGAUCGCAUAACACCUAUCUACUUGGCAAUCAAUUGAUCGGAGAAAGUACAAUUGAAGGUUACCGCCGGGCCAUGGCGAACAACUGCAAGUGUCUGGAGCUAGACCUGCAGGACGGACCGAACGGAUCACCCGUUAUCCACCACAGAUGGACGAUGACUUCAAAAAUUGAUGCCCGAAAUGUUUUGCGAUACGGAAUCAAACCCAACUUCAAAAGUAGCGACCUACCCUUGAUUUUGUCGAUGGACGACAACAUUAAGUCAGACGAACAGCGAAAUGUCUUCAUCCAAGACAUCUGCCAGAUUUUAGAUGAAUUCAUCUACAUAACCGAUUACAAGGAGCUAAAAUGUCUGCCGUCGCCAAACGAACUUCGGGGUAAAAUAAUUAUCAUGGCACCCAGAAGCAAAUGGGGUCAAUUGGCAAAUAUCUGUCAAGCCGUUCCCUACUCACAAAGCUCACAAAGUGGAACAUGGUUUGAGGUCUCUUCACUGUCGGAGAACAAACUCCGUCGUCUCUUACAAACGUCACUCGAACCGAACACAGCAUUACGCAAUGACAAGAGAGGAACCGAAACACAUCAGAAAAAGAAUCUUCGUCAAACAACAGCAAGUCAGUUGAUAAGAUACUACCCCGGAGGGCAGCAUAUACUAUCCGGCAACCAUGAUCCCAUUCCCGGAAUGAAUGUCGGUUGUCAAAUCGCCGCCAUGAAUAUGCAAACGCACAGCAGUCAAUUGGCUAUAUACGAAAGCAAGUUCCGGGAGAACGCUGGAAACUGUGGCUAUGUCCUCAAGCCGGAAAUCUUAUUAAACUCGCACGAAUUUCAAGAUAUAAUCCCUGUUCAUCCAAAGCGGAUCACCAUUAAAGUAAUGAAAGGAAUUUUACCUGAUAAAAGCAAAACGACCUUUGUCAGCGUUCGUGUCGACGGGGAGAAAAAGGACAAGAUGAAGAAGAAAACGAAAAAAGUUAAGAGCGAUGAUGGACUGAGCCCCGAGUGGAACGAAGAGUUGGUCUUUGAUGUGCAGCAUCCAGAACUUGGUUUUGCUUUGUUUCAAAUAAAAAAGUCUAUGUAUUUCGGGAUGAGAAAAUCAACCGUUGCCUCUUAUGCCAUUCCAAUCGAUAAAAUGGUGAACGGGAUAAGCUCGCUGAUUCUACACGACCAGAACCUGGAAAAUAUUGACGCUACUCUUUCGGUGGAGAUCAAAAUAGAAGACCCAAAACCGGAAGGAGUUGAAGUUAAAGGUGGUACAAUCACAAUAAAGGACAAAUUAAAGGAAUUAAAGGGCAAACUGCUGGCUCUAUGUGAAGCGAUAAAAAACAAGAUAUUUGCUUUGAAACAAAAGGGAGCGUCGUCAAAUAUCCGAAAAGAGCACCCGUGA